Messenger RNA from Lycium barbarum (goji berry), 1512 nucleotides. Its product is annotated as 2-methyl-6-phytyl-1,4-hydroquinone methyltransferase, chloroplastic-like. The record is from RefSeq and is a predicted model, not a curated record. Gene Ontology annotation, biological process: methylation. Lineage: Eukaryota; Viridiplantae; Streptophyta; Magnoliopsida; Solanales; Solanaceae. The transcript has 3 exons. The coding region runs from base 254 to 1264 and encodes 336 amino acids. Gene Ontology annotation, molecular function: 2-methyl-6-phytyl-1,4-benzoquinone methyltransferase activity.
ACCCUAAUUUACACUAUUGUCCUUUUCAGUUCCACUUUGUAUUAAACUAAAGGGGUAUCAUUGUCACAAAACCCCACAAAAAUUUCUUCCUCACUGAAGCAAAUGAAUUUGGAUUUUGGAUUUAUUUCUUAAUAUAGACUCUUCAAUAGCAAAAACAGGUUUUGUAAGCCAUCAAAGCUUCGAUUAUAACGAGGUUGUCAUUGCUUCAAACAUUUCAAGACUUUGGUUUCUUGCAUUUUGCCCAAAGUAAGUAAUGGCAAAUUCAUUACUCAUUUCUGGACCUGAGAGUUUCAGUAUAUAUAGAAAACUUUCCCCAAAUGGAUCAGAUUUCAAUGGCAACCAAUUUCCCAAGUUGGGUUUAUCAAGAACCAGUUAUAAACUCAAAACCCUAGCUCCACUAAUGUGCAGUAUUUCAACAACAUCUAGGCCAGCUUCAAAACCAAGAUUCAUACAACACAAACAAGAAGCUUUUUGGUUUUACAGGUUUUUAUCAAUUGUGUAUGAUCAUGUGAUUAAUCCUGGACAUUGGACUGAAGAUAUGAGAGAUGAUGCACUUGAAGUAGCUGAUCUUAAUGACAGGAAUUUGGCUGUUGUUGAUGUUGGUGGUGGUACUGGUUUUACUACAUUGGGUAUAGUUGAACAUGUGGAUGCUAAGAAUGUUACAAUUCUUGAUCAAUCUCCUCAUCAGCUUGCUAAGGCUAAGGAAAAAGAGCCUUUGAAGGAAUGUAAGAUAAUUGAAGGUGAUGCUGAGGAUCUUCCGUUCGAAACUGAUUAUGCUGAUCGAUAUGUGUCUGCUGGAAGUAUUGAAUACUGGCCGGACCCACAACGUGGAAUCAGAGAGGCGUACAGGGUUCUGAAACCUGGAGGAAAGGCGUGUUUAAUUGGUCCGGUGCACCCUACCUUUUGGUUGUCUCGUUUCUUUGCUGAUGUGUGGAUGCUCUUCCCUAAGGAGGAAGAAUACUUAGAAUGGUUUGAGAAGGCAGGAUUCAAGGACGUCCAACUGAAGAGGAUUGGACCAAAAUGGUAUCGUGGGGUUCGCAGGCACGGGCUUAUCAUGGGAUGUUCUGUGACCGGUGUAAAGUCUACACCGGGCGAUUCACCACUGCAGCUUGGCCCAAAGGCAGAGGAUGUGACAAAACCUAUAAAUCCAUUGGUCUUUAUGCUGCGGUUCCUUCUGGGGGCAAUGGCAGCAACAUACUAUGUUUUGGUUCCUAUUUACAUGUGGGUUAAAGAUCAGGUUGUUCCUGAAGGUGAACCUCUGUGAGAGAGCGCGAGCAAGUUACUAAUUACUGGCUGACCUGUUUCUCCUGCUGCACCCGGUUCUAGUUAACGCAGUUCUGUGCUUCUGAGAAUAAAUCUGUUUUAAUUGCAAAGUGUACUUUUUUGAUAAAUUAUGUUUGACAUCUUAGCUUGGCUACUGACUGCAGUUGAUAUAAUUUUCGGAAUGUAGAUUGAACUCGCUUUUUAUCGCUUUCCGAAUGACUUAAUUUCAGCUUUAACGUUUGAAUUUGG